Molecule: messenger RNA, 1133 nt
Organism: Chrysoperla carnea
Lineage: Eukaryota; Metazoa; Arthropoda; Insecta; Neuroptera; Chrysopidae
Product: luciferin sulfotransferase-like
Exons: 2
Coding region: 131-1087 (318 amino acids)
Biological process (GO): sulfation
Cellular component (GO): cytoplasm
Molecular function (GO): sulfotransferase activity
Source: RefSeq, a predicted model, not a curated record
UAUUUUUUGAGUUAAUAUACAAUUUUUAUCGAAUACAAAAGCAAUGUUUAAAGUUGGAUACUCAUAGUUGAUACUCAAUGUUAAUAUUUAUAUUGUUUUGAUGUGUUGCAGUUAACAGUGAGAUACCGAAAUGCCUUCAAUUACAAAAAUCGAUCCACAAUUAACAAAAUUAAAAUCAGAUGAAAAUUUAUUAAAAUAUUUCAUAAAUGAUUUUCGUAAAGGCUACGUUGAGGUAACUAAUAAAAAAUUUGUUUUACCACAAUAUUACAUGGAAUUUAUGGACGAGAUAGAAAAUUUCGAAGUGUAUGAUACUGACGUAUUUGUAGUAACACACCCCAAAACAGGUAUUACAUGGGCUCAAGAAAUGGUCUGGUGUAUUGGACAUAAUCUAGAAUGUAGUAAUGUUGAAAUUUAUCGACGAUUUCCAUUCUUAGAAGUGACUUCGCUAUUUGAUACACGUGAUUGUCCCGAACUAUUUGGAGAGAAUGCUGAGAGUGACUUUUUUAAUAAUUCAUUAGAAUAUGUUCGAAAUUUACCACGUCCAAGGUAUAUAAAAACACAUUUACCUUGGGAUUUAUUACCGAAACAAAUACGAACGGGAGAACGUAAACCGAAAAUUAUUUACGUGUAUCGUAAUCCAAAAGAUACAAGUGUUUCAUAUUAUCAUCAUUGUCAAAGUGGAGAAGGAUAUUCUGGAGACUUUAAUAUCUUUAUAGAUUUAUUUUUAAGUGGGCGGUUAGCGUAUGGUCCAUUCCCAGCGCAUGUAUUGAGUAUGAUGGAACAAAAAGAUCGUGAAAACGUUUUAAUUAUUAAGUAUGAAGAAAUGAAAAGUGAUUUGAGAGCUGUGAUAAAACAAGUGAUGGAAUUUUUAAGUAAAAAUUAUUCGGAUGAGGAAAUUUCAAAACUUGAAAAACAUUUGUCGUUUGAGUCAAUGAAAAAUAAUAAAGCUGUAAAUUAUGGCCAAGAUUUUGGUGGUAAUUUUAUGCGUGCUGGAAUUAUUGGUAGCUAUAAAGCUGUUAUGACACCGGAAUUAAUUAGUCGAUUUGAUAAAUGGAUUGAGGAUAAAUUUGGCAAGACGGAAAUAUAGAAUAAAGAUAUAAAUUUAAUUACUUUAAUAAAGAUAAAAAUUUAAA